AACGCUUUAACUAUUUAAACUUAGUGAGAACAAAAAUAUUAAAGAAGAAGCAAGAAAGCAAAUUUUUUUGUAACAAUGGCUAUCAACAGAAUUGCGAUUGGAACGCCAGGAGAAGCUAGUCGUCCCGAUGCGAUCAGAGCGGCUUUCGCGGAGUUUUUCUCCAUGGUUAUAUUCGUUUUCGCGGGUCAAGGCUCUGGAAUGGCUUACGGAAAACUAACUGGAGAUGGUCCAGCCACACCUUCCGGGCUCGUGGCCGCGUCUUUGUCUCAUGCGUUUGCGUUGUUUGUGGCGGUUUCCGUUGGUGCAAACGUCUCAGGCGGCCACGUGAAUCCCGCUGUUACUUUUGGAGCUUUUAUAGGUGGUAAUAUAACGUUGUUGAGAGCUGUUCUUUAUUGGAUCGCUCAAUUACUCGGAGCAGUCGUAGCUUGCUUGUUGCUCAAGGUAAGCACAGGCGGGAUGGAAACGGCAGCGUUUUCGCUCUCCCAUGGAGUGACACCGUGGAACGCAGUCGUUUUCGAGAUUGUGAUGACGUUUGGGUUAGUUUACACGGUUUACGCUACUGCCGUGGAUCCCAAGAAAGGUGAUAUUGGAAUCAUUGCUCCUUUAGCGAUUGGGUUAAUCGUUGGAGCUAACAUUCUGGUUGGUGGUGCGUUCGAUGGUGCAUCGAUGAACCCCGCGGUUUCCUUUGGUCCAGCCGUGGUUAGCUGGACUUGGACGAAUCAUUGGGUCUACUGGGUUGGCCCUUUUAUCGGUGCAGCCAUUGCAGCUACUGUUUAUGAUACUAUCUUUAUCGGUAGUAAUGGGCAUGAACCACUUCCUUCUAAUGAUUUCUAAGUUUAGGGCUUUUCCUUGUGUCUUGUGAAACAAGAAAUCUACUGUUGUGCCCUACUAAAGGGCAUUUUGAGGGAGAUUAAUUGAUGUUACUUAUCCUCUCAUGUGUUUUUAAUGUUUUUUGUUAGUCGUGUGUUAAUUUUACUACUUUUGCUGUUUUUAAGUUAUUAAUAAAUCGAUUGUUGGAAA
Messenger RNA from Arabidopsis arenosa, 1020 nucleotides. NCBI's taxonomy places the organism in Eukaryota, Viridiplantae, Streptophyta, Magnoliopsida, Brassicales, Brassicaceae. The record is from the annotation of a GenBank genome assembly.